ACAAAAUUAGAUUCGUGAUUUGUUGCUUUGGAUCUGUUUCUGUUUGGUUGUGCUGCGGGUAGUAUUGUUGUGUUUGACGUGCUGUAAUGCUUUUUUUCCUUCGUUUAAUUAAUAAAUCGGUAAACUUUGGUAGAAAGCAAUACGUAUUUGUUUUGGAGCUGAUUAAGUUUCCUUUCAAGCUUGAAAUACCUUUAGUUCUUUGUCCUUGUGAAAUGUGAAGUGAAUAAUCCCAUUUGUAUUUUUUUUACGAAACAGUUUAUGAUUUAUAUUUUUGUUUGGGGAUACCGCAGCGCUGAUAAAAAAACGGGGCUACUUUGAAUAGUUUCGAAGUGAAAAAGUGAGUCAAAAAUAUUUUUAUUCAUUAAGUGAAGCAGACUCGAGCGGUUAAUUUAAAUGUUAAGGGUGCGUGAAGCGCGUAUUAUAAAGUGUGAUUGGUGCACGCGGUGACGGGGUGAAGGGGCGAAGGCGCGAGGGUGCGAGGGUGUGACGAGCCCGCGAGGGCGUCGGGUGGCGGCAUGUCGGGCGCGACGACGCCGACGGCGGCGGAGUGCGCUGCGCUGGACGAACGCGACCUGGAACCCCGCACGCCCAUGAAACGGCUUGGCUCUACCAGGAAGCUCGCCGCGUUCAGCAACAUACGCGCGCAGCUGUCGGAGCAGGCGCGCGUGCUGGAGGCGCGCGCCGAAGCGGCGGCAGGCGUCGCGGCCGAGUUGGCCGACCACUGCCGGCGUCGCGCCGACCUCGAGCUCGACUACUCGCGCGCUCUCGACAAGUUGGCACGCGCCGCCGCACAGCGCCACAAGGACCACAAGCACAAACGCGAGCAGUGGCCGCUGACGGGCGCGUUCACGUGCUGGCAGGCGGCACUGGAGCAGACGCGCGCGCUGGCGCGGGACCACGCGGCGCUGGGCGAGCUGUACGGCGGGCCGCUCGCCGCGCGGCUGCAGCGCGCCGCCGAAGAUGUGACACGUCUGCAGCGCCGCGGCCGCGAACUGCUCGCCGAGCGACAGGAGGAGCUGGGCGCCGCGCUGGCGGAGGCGGCGGCGGCGGGCAAGGCGCACGCGGGCGCCGCGGCCGCCUGGCGCGCCGCCGCCCUCAAGCUGCGUGCCGCGCAUCUCCAGCGCCGCGCCGCGCCCGCACCGCCCGACGCGCCCCGCACACGCAAGCUCAAGGCGCUCGAUAAAGAACUUCAAAAGCGUCGCGCGCGGCACAGCGCGGCGCGCGCGGCGGCGUUGCGAGCGCGCGCAGACUACGUCCUCAGUCUGGAGGCCGCCAACGCCACGCUGCAGCGCUACUACCUGGACGACGUCGCCGACGUCAUGCUCUGCACGGAGGUGGGGUACGAGGCGGUGGUGGGGCGCGCCAUGCGGACGGCCGGCGCCGCGGAGAACGCGCGCGCGCGCUCUCUGGGCGCGGCGGCGAGCGCGCUGCUGGCGGCCGCGGACUCGCUGGACGCGUUGGCCGCGCGCCGCCGCCUGCUGGAGGCGCACCGGACGGCCUUCGCCCCGCCCGCGCCCCUCGCGCCCCGUCCGCCGCCGCCCGCCGACCUGGAGCGCGACAUGCGCGCGCUGCUGCCCGACGAGGAGGAGACGGACGAGGCCGCGGAGGAGGUCACGCGGGAGCUGCACGCGCGCCUCGCGCAGCUCGAGGCCGCCGCCCGCACGCUGCGCGCCGAGUGCCGCGAGCACGCCAAGACGCUGGACGCCGCCGAGGCCGAACUGGUGCGCAUGAUGGAGGGCAGCGCGGCGCAGUGGGAGGUGGGCUCGCUGCUGGCGACCGCCGCCACCGCGCCCACGCCGGCCGCCGCACCCGCUGCGCCCACCGCGCCCACGGCGUCCACCGCUACACCGCCCGCCGAGGACGACGCGCCGCGUCGCGCACAAGAAGACUACUACCUCGCAAAGUUCCGUGCGUACGUGUGCAGCGCGGGGCGGCUCGCGCGGCUGGAGGGUAAGGCGGCGGCGAUGCGCGCGCGUCUGCUGCCCGCCGGCGCCCCCGCCCCCGCCCCCGCCUCGCCCCGCUCCCCGCCGCGCCGCCAGCGGGGCCUCUUCGCUGCGCCGCUGCACGACUCGCUCCCCCCCGUGCUCACCUCCUGCGUGCGCGUCAUCGCCACAUACGGUCUGCGGCACCAGGGCGUGUUCCGCGUGUCGGGGUCGCAGGUGGAGAUGGCGGCGCUGCGGGCGGCCUUCGAGCGCGGCGGCGACCCGCUGGCCGGCGUGCGCGACGCCUCCGACAUCAACUCCGUCUGCGGCUUGCUGAAGCUGUACCUGCGCUCGCUGCGCCCCCCGCUGCUGCCCCCCGCGCUGCACGACCGCCUGCUGGCGCUCGCCGCCGCGCCCGACGACCUCGCCUUCGUGCGCCGACUGCGCGCCGCGCUCGCCCACCUGCCGCUGCCCUCGCUGCUGCUGCUGCGCUACCUGUUCGCCUUCCUCGCCCACCUCGCCGAGCACAGCGAGCACAACAUGAUGGACGCCUGGAACCUGGCCAUCUGCCUCGGGCCCACGCUGCUGGCCGCGUGGGGCGAGGGCGGCGCGCAGGUCACGGCGCAGAACCUGGUCAACGAGCUGGUGAAGCGCAUCAUCCUGCACCACAAGGAGCUGUUCCCGCAGGACGUGGCGCCGCACACCCUCUACCGCCGCCCCGGAGAAGAAGAUGACGAGAUAACGGGCGAGGGCGAGGGCGCGGGCGUGGGCGCGGGCGUGGGCGAGGGCGAAGUGGAAGGCGCGGCGGGGGCGGGGGAGGGCGACGACGAGGCGGACGCGGCCGCGCGCACCGACGACGAGCAUGACCUCAACGAUGACCUCUCGCUUUACGACGACGACGACGACCUGGAGGAGGAGGAGGAUGACGACGAGGACGGCGGCGAGGAGCCGGACGCCGCGUGCGCCGACACAUCCGGCGGAGCGGCGCAAGACGUCGAGCGCAGGCGUCUGGCGGAGAGCACUCCCGACCUGGUGCUGGACCUGCCGGCGCGCGCAGCCGCAGACACCUUCCUGCACAACCGCGACACGCUCAAGAAGCGCCCCGCCCCCGCCCCCGCCCCCGCCCGUGCGGGGGGUGCGUCCCCCGCCGCGGGCAGCCCGGUGCCGGCGCGCAACACGAUGCGCGUCGCCGCCAAGUUCGCAGAGCUCACGCUCACCGGCGGCUCGCUGAAGCCCGCGCUGGCCGCCAAGCCCGCGCUGCUGCGCCGCCCCACCCCGCACCCGCACGCGCGCCCUCCGCCCGUCGCGCCCGUCGCGCCCGCGCCCACCGCCGCCGCACCCGACGCGCCCGCCGCGCCCGCCGCGCCCACCGACGCCUAG
Molecule: messenger RNA, 3302 nt
Organism: Papilio machaon (common yellow swallowtail)
Lineage: Eukaryota; Metazoa; Arthropoda; Insecta; Lepidoptera; Papilionidae
Product: rho GTPase-activating protein 4-like
Exons: 12
Coding region: 516-3302 (928 amino acids)
Biological process (GO): signal transduction; negative regulation of cell migration
Cellular component (GO): cytoplasm
Source: RefSeq, a predicted model, not a curated record